Doryrhamphus excisus (bluestripe pipefish) is the source of this 1590-nucleotide messenger RNA. Lineage: Eukaryota; Metazoa; Chordata; Actinopteri; Syngnathiformes; Syngnathidae. The record is from RefSeq and is a predicted model, not a curated record.
CUCGUUGAGGAACUUUUCGGCUCGGUCUUUGAGUGAGGAGAGGAAAUUGAGCAGGCCCAUGUCCUCAAUCAGACAAGAGUGGCUGACAAGAGGAAGAGCAGGGAAGGGACUGAGGAGGAAAAUAAAUCCUCCACAUCCACCUGCUUCCUGUGGGGGAGGAGACAAGCUAGGAAAGGGCGGAGUCCUGUGGUACAGGAGAGGUCAAAGGUCAUGCCGCUCGAUAUCUCAUUAGCAUCUGCCCCCCGCAGUAAGACAGAACGCAGUAAAGCCUAAGAGGGGCGGAGUCUGAGAGGAGGUAUGCAGCGUGCGGCAGCCUGCACGCUACAUUCUUGCAGGACCCUCGCACCUCGAGCAGCCGCCAUUGCAGCCGUAAUUGCAACCCGUCCGCCUGCAGCCCAGUGGCCAUGCGAGGAUACCGCGGCGUGAAAUACUUCCUGUUUGUCUUCUGCUACGUCUUCUGGGUUGUGAGCGCCAUUCUCAUUGCAGUGGGGAUCUAUGCCAAAGUCGCCAAGGAGAAAGAUGUUGUGGACACACUGACCGUGGACCCGGCGCUCCUCCUCAUCAUGGUGGGCUCACUGACAUUCUUCAUCACAUUCCUGGGAUGUUUGGGUGCACUGCGUAACACCACCUGCCUGCUGAAGACGUUUGCGGUCAUCCUGGCGGUGGUGCUUUUGGUGCAGCUGACAGCAGGAAUUCUGGGAUAUUUCUUCACUGAUACUGUGAUGGAGAGGACAGAGCGUUUCAUGAUGAAGACCAUCGUCCGCUAUCGGGAGGACCGUGACCUUGAGAACGCCAUUGACUUUGUCCAGAAAAAGUUUCAGUGCUGCGGUGUAGACGGCUACAAGGACUGGUCCAGGAACGUCUACUUUGAGUGCUCAGACUCCAACCCCAGCAUGGAAGCCUGUGGCGUACCCUUCUCCUGUUGCGUCGUCCCCAGCAACCAGACGGUGCUGAACACCAUGUGUGGUUUGGGAACACAGCAACAGGAUCAUAAGCGGGCCUCUGAGGAUGUCUUCACAGAUGGCUGUCUGGACAAAAUUGUCCUGUGGAUCAGGACCAACAUGAAGAUGCUGGCCGGGAUGAUGGGCGGCCUGCUGCUUCUUGAGGUGUGCAUGAUCUCACUGGCUGCGGCUCAAGUGUGCUGGAUCAAAAAAGUGCGGCAACGGAAGGCAGAGCUUGCGACCAGGAGUGCGUCGCAGAGGAAAGACGAACUGUGGUUUCCUGCGUUUGCUGACUUUGACGACGAAUAAGACCUUUGGGACCUUCCACCUGGCUAAUGCUAGCUUGUUUCGGUCAAGUUCACGUCAAGAGAAUAACUCACAAUGUAAACACCAUGCCUCAGUUUUGGUUGUUCAAUCAUCAUCAGGGUUAAAGGUGGGUCGGAGGCAGGUUACACCUCGGACUAGUCAUCUGUCAAUCACAGGACACAAGCGUUCACGCUCACACUCACACCAUUCGCACGACACUGUGCUAAGCUAGCACAUGGAUGAUUGAAUAAAAAAACUUUUAUAUGAAGUCCUUUUAUGUUUUUGCACAUAACAGUACAAAAAAAUCAAAAAGAUAUAAAAAAGUGAGUGUUUUUGUGCGUUG